Lodderomyces margitis is the source of this 3078-nucleotide messenger RNA. RefSeq names its product tyrosine/serine/threonine protein phosphatase. The transcript has a single exon. Gene Ontology annotation, biological process: protein dephosphorylation; nuclear DNA replication. Bases 1 to 3078 code for a protein of 1025 amino acids. Gene Ontology annotation, molecular function: protein tyrosine/serine/threonine phosphatase activity. The record is from RefSeq and is a predicted model, not a curated record. NCBI's taxonomy places the organism in Eukaryota, Fungi, Ascomycota, Pichiomycetes, Serinales, Debaryomycetaceae.
AUGAGUCGCAAUAUCACAGAGUUAGAAAUAGAUCAACCAUCGAGGGUCAUCGAUUUACACUCAUCUUUUCACGAUGCAGGACAUACGUCUACUUUAUCUUCAUCGUCCUCGUCGUCAAUUAAUAUCGUUGAUUCUCAGCAUGGCCAUGAUGUAAAGUCAGUUCUUGACACAAACAGUAUUACCAAUGAAAGCAGACCUCCUGCAACGAGUACAUCAUCAUUGUCCAUACCAAGCUUAUCAAUUAGUGCUUCAGGUUCUCAAGCACACCCGCAGGUCACACCAUUGAAAUCUUCUGCUUCUUCCACACAAUUUAUUUCCUACCCACACAAAGCUUGCAAGAGGUCAUCUUCAUCAUCAAACGAUUUAUUAUAUGAAAGGGAUAGAUUUAGGGCUAGACUCAGGAGCUUCAAUUUUUCCCUCCCCAACAACGAGACAGAUGUUACAGAUACUGGAAGCUUGAGCUCUUGCAGCCAUUGCGCAUGUCACAACGAACCAGCCUCGCUUGAAGGUGAUGUUCAUCCUUGUGAUGUAUGUGAUGGGAUUGGAUUUAAAACAACAAAAUUGUCGAUGACCCAUCCCGAAGAGCAACAAAAAUUAAUAAGCUAUUUCAUUUUUGACCAUUUAUCUUUACACCAGCUCAAAGAAAUGUUUCAAACGUAUUUCAACUCCAUCCUUCCACCCACAAACGUGAUGUUCCCAUGGCUACAUGGGCUACAUGAGGACAACUUUGCACAAAGGUCAUUUUUCUCACAACAGCAGCAGCAGCAACAACAAAAGUUGGGAGUUACCAAUACCAAUUUCUUUACCGAUUUUAAAACAGCAAAACCUAAAAAUUCAGGCUUUUUAAUGUGUGUCACUGAUGGGUCUGUACCAGUUGAGAUCCACAACACGGUUAAGUUGGUCGAGAUUUUACAAAAAAUCGAUAUAUCCAAAUCGGAAAUCAGAGAUAUAGUUGCAUUGAUUUGGAGAAGUAUUGAUCAUGAAAAGUUUAGCAACCACUUCAGCAACAAAGAGGAAGAGGAGAUGAUAGAUGUACUCACUGCCGACUGUAUUAAACUCAAUGUUGUGCCAUUCUUUUUAAACUUGGACCCCGAUAGAGGCAUCUCGUUGAGAAAUUUCCAAAUUCAGGUUGCUAAAUUGUCAACGUGCUCGGAUUUUGUUGUUUACGGAGCAGACCCUGAGACAAUACAGUCAAUUGCGAGGGUAUUAUGGUUGGCGCAGAAGGACGAGGAGCAAUCAUCGGGGAUAAGUGCCCAAGAGAGAAAGGUUUUCAUUUUAGAUGAACCAUUUAGUGAUGCGUACGAACAAGUGGGUGAGAUAGAGUUGAAUGCACCACUACGAAGCUUUUUCCACUCUUCGAAGUUGUCGACUUUGGGUCUCCAUUACAAAUUAAAGGAUCCUUUGCUUCUAUGGGAUAACAACUUCCAGUUGAGCGAAAAGAUAGAAACAACAUUAAUGUCGACGGCAACUAAAAUAUGCCAGAAUGUAUUUGUGGGGAACUUUUGGGAUCAUCAAAUCAUGCUUCAUUACUUGCAAGAAGAUAUCUCUGUAAAUGCAACAGAUCCUGUCAACUCAGUUGAUGGAUAUAGUAUGCCAAAAAAUUCUUUAAUCUCACAUAUGGGCAAACUGUCGCAAGAUUAUAUAAACUUGCUACCACAACCAAAAUUCAACUACAAACUAUUCAUUCAAUGCCACUCAGACGCUUCAUUCCCCGAUGCGACACAAUUGGCAGAAUUGUUGUUUCAAUACACCAUAUCGUCUCAUGAUAGCGAAGAGAUCCAAGAAAGCCAUCACUUGCUGUUCCCACCUCUGGGGUCAAUAGGUAUUGGUGACUGCAAACGAGAAAAUCUUCGACUGAUUGUUAACACUUGCAAAUUGAUCUACUUGUACUCCUCAUCCAUGUCUUCAAAGGGGUUAGGGUCAUUGAUUUAUUGUUCGGAUGGAUAUACUGAGUCAUCAUUGUUGGUGUUUUGCUACAUGAUGUAUGCGCUAAACAUCCCAUUGGAUGAGGCAAUGCUCAAGUUGCAUCGUGACUUUGGACGCCCUUUUUAUAUUUUCAAUAGUGAUGUGGUGAUACUUCGCAAGUUGGAGCCAUUGUUGAGAAAAUAUAGUCCCUUGCUGAAACAAGGUGAAACAAACUGGGGUGAAAUGGAGGAGAUAUCAUCAGCAGAGAUCAAUGAAAUUUUGUUGGGAGCGCCAAAGAAGAACACAAAUUCCAAAUUCGGGUAUAUAUUCAAUGAUGACGAAGAUUCGUCUUUAAGUGACGAGAGUUCGUCGUCAGAGUCAAGUGAUGAAGAGGAUGAGGAAAUUGAGGCACGCAAGUUUGCCAUUGACUGGGUGAAAGAAGUUGAAGGGUCAAUACCAUCAAAAGUCCUACCUUAUUUGUAUCUCGGUUCGUUGAAGCAUGCUCUGUGUUUACCGUUGUUGAACAAGUUGGGAAUUAAAAAGGUGAUUUCUGUAGGUGAGAACUUACCUUGGUUAAAUGGGUACAAGUUCCGCAAAUACAAUGACAUUGUUGUUGAUGAAGACGAUGAAAAUAUCGAGAUAAUUAACAUCCACCCAAAGAGACACCACCAGCACCACCACCGCCAUCUUCAUUGGGAUACGACCAUUGAUACCAUAAUGAAGGUAAAUAACUUGGAGGAUGAUGGAAUUGACGAGUUAUCAAAACAAUUGCCCAAAAUUCUCGAUUUCAUCAAUGAAGAAUACGUCAAGACUGGUGGGAAUACCAAGAUAUUAGUGCAUUGUCGAGUAGGUGUCAGCCGAGGUGCAACUGUAGUUAUCGCUGAGAUUAUGAAACGGUUCCAGGUCAGCUUACCCAUGGCUUAUCUAUAUGUGAGAGUGCGGAGACUCAAUAUUAUCAUCCAGCCGAAUUUACGAUUCAUGUACGAGUUGUUCAAGUGGGAGCAAGGUCUUAAGCAAAGGAAAAUACAGCAAGGUAAUGAUGACGGAGAUAGUGAGAGCAAAGAAUCAGCAAUAGGACGAUACCAUGAUGGAACUCACUAUUUACGAGAAAUCGAUUGGUUUAUUAUGUGUCGAGAAAUCAUGAAAUUGAAUUUACCAUAUUUAAGUAAUUAA